Messenger RNA from Dipodomys spectabilis (banner-tailed kangaroo rat), 846 nucleotides. RefSeq names its product mitochondrial ribosomal protein L40 (gene Mrpl40). NCBI's taxonomy places the organism in Eukaryota, Metazoa, Chordata, Mammalia, Rodentia, Heteromyidae. The transcript has 4 exons. The record is from RefSeq and is a predicted model, not a curated record. Bases 123 to 743 code for a protein of 206 amino acids. Gene Ontology annotation, cellular component: mitochondrial ribosome; mitochondrial large ribosomal subunit.
AAGGGCCGGAACGCGAGAGUCGGGGGCAGCGCGCCUGUCGAACUUUGGUCUAGGCACCGCAGGCCGGACCGUCACGGGGCGCGCGUCCGGAAGUCGCCGGCAGGUCAGCGGCAGGAUAAGCCAUGGCCUCUGCGGUGCUGCUGUGUGCCGCGCGGGCGCUGCGCUCGCCAAGCGGGCUUCCUGGAACUUGGUGGACACAGAUCAGAGACACCCACCAGCGAGCUUCAUUGUUAUCCUUCUGGGAACUCAUUCCCAUGAGAGCAGAACCUAUGCGCAAGAAGAAGAAGAUAGAUCCUAAAAAAGAUCAGGCAGCAAAAGACCGUUUGAAAAAGAGAAUCCGAAAACUAGAAAAAGCUAACCAAGAGCUAAUUCCCAUUGAAGAUUUCAUUACUCCUGUGAAGUUCUUGGAUAAAUCAAGACAGCGGCCUCAGGUGGAACUCUCCUUUGAGGAGAGUGAGCGGAGAGCUCUACUUCUGAAGAAGUGGUCGCGGCACAAGCAGCAAGAACACGAGGCAGAGAGGAAUGCCAUCGCAUCCAUGCUGAAAGCCCAGCAAGAAGCUCUCCAGGAACUGAAACUUGAGUCCCCAGAGCUCUACACUGAGGCUAUCAAGCGGGACCCCAGCCUGUUCCCCUUUGAAUGGGAAGGGCCACACUACACACCACCCAUCUCUAACUACCAGCCCCCUGAAGGCAGAUACAGUGACAUCACCACAGUGUACACACAGCAAGAAUCCAAGAGGUAGAACUGAAGGCAGCUUGUUUCAGAUCACACCACCCUUAGUAGGCAAAAUGUCUAGGGUUGAAUCUGCUUUCCAGACAUGAUGGUUGCAAAUAAAAAUAUACUCA